AUGGGCAAGGACCGCUUCGUCGUCAACCCAUUCGAUGAGCUCUCGCUUUCGAGUGCCGAUAAGGCCGGUCUCGUGGACUUCGGCUACAACGUCAUUGAUCAGAAUGUCGAGAAGUACGAACGGUUCAUCAGUGACAGUGGUCCAAGAGUCGACCAGAAGAAGUGGAAAGUCAUCAAAAGCAAGGACGACACCCGCGUGUAUCUGGAACGACACCCGAUGAUCCGGACUACCACAGACGGUGCUAAGACCGACCACCCAGAAUUCCUGAUGACUGGUAUCACGUGGGGCACUGUAGACGACUGCAUGUUCGGAGCCGUCAACCCAACGCUCGAGUCGAUGCGGAUCAAAGCUUCAUACGUCGAGGAUAUGAGCGGGGGCGCUGUACUGGCUUCCCUUGACACACCAACAGUCGAAGAACCUUUCAAGUCGACGUCUGUGAAGUGGAUGGAGCUCGAUCUCCCGUUCGCGUCGACCUCGCUCGUCAAGAACCGCGACUACGUUUACCUUGAGUGCACAAAGAUCGUUCGACUGUCCACUGGUGAACGUGUCGGUGUCAUGAUCUUCCACUCGGUCAACUUCCCACAGACCAAGAUGCUACCUGGUCGGAUCCGUGCCAACAUCACAGUGUGCUGUAUCUUCCGUCAAGCUGGCCCCGAUACGAUUGAAAUGUACGGGUCGGGCAUCGUAGACCCGGGUGGUGACAUGAUUAAGGCCUUUGUGAUGCCAAGUAUCGCUACCAGUUACCUCACGACGCUUAAGUACGCACACUGCGGUAAGAUGAAGAAGAUGAUCUGGAUGUUGGCGAAGCGCUAUGCUAUGGCUAAGGAGCUGGGGACUCCAACUUGCCCAAGUAUCUGUGUCACGUGCACGACACCCAUCUCCAAGCUCCGGAGAGGCGACUACAGCAAGAGCGAGGGCAAUACGUGCAAGUUGUGCUCAGGGUUCUUGUGUCGCACGUGCAGGAUUCAGCGGAAACUGACCUUUGUCGGCUCCGACCUCGAGCUCGAACAACGCAAAGUCUCUUUUUGCGGAUUGUGCCUGCAGAAAGGAAGGACCAUGAGUCCGAUGGAGGUGGCAAGAGAACAUGCUGCUGGCACUUGCAAGCAAAUUGUGACGUAUCCUACCAUCGACUCCUCUUACACCAGUACAUCCACAUCGCCAUGUGACUGA
Molecule: messenger RNA, 1170 nt
Organism: Phytophthora infestans T30-4
Lineage: Eukaryota; Oomycota; Peronosporomycetes; Peronosporales; Peronosporaceae
Exons: 1
Coding region: 1-1170 (389 amino acids)
Source: RefSeq, a predicted model, not a curated record